Molecule: messenger RNA, 909 nt
Organism: Cryptomeria japonica (Japanese cedar)
Lineage: Eukaryota; Viridiplantae; Streptophyta; Pinopsida; Cupressales; Cupressaceae
Exons: 2
Coding region: 1-909 (302 amino acids)
Molecular function (GO): zinc ion binding; nucleic acid binding
Source: RefSeq, a predicted model, not a curated record
AUGGAACUCAAUGGCUCCUUUGAAUCUACUCUGGUCUGGGUAAUGCUGCCCAACUUGCCGCUUGAAUUCUGGGUGGAGGAUGUUUUUUUAGGUAUUGCUAAUUCCUUUGGGGAGCUUGUUGCGAUAGAUCCUAUGAUAGCAGCUCGAAAGAGACUGGUAUAUGCAAGAAUCUGUGUCAAUAUCUCUCAGAAUAUGGAUCUUCCCAGCUCUAUUGACAUAAGUUCCAAACUUGGGUUAUGGGAACAAACUAUAGAGUUUAAGUCCCUCCCCUUUGUGUGCUUCUCCUAUAAGAAAGUUGGGCAUUGGGCUAAGGCUUGCCCUAGUAACCCCAAAAAACCUCUAAAGGCUAACAAUCCUCAUAAACAGGUAUGGAGAGAGAAGACUAACAUUAAGGAGGAUAGUAGAUUGGAAGGAGGAAGUGGAAUUCCUAGUAACCUAAAAGAUGUAACAGAAGAUGAUAGGAAAGCUAGUCCUCUCAAGGUUACCCUUCAAAAGGAAGAUAAGAAGAAUGAAAAUGGCGGAUUUGAGAUCAAAACAGUCAAUGGUUUUGAAGCUUUACAAACUUGGGAGGAAGAGAAUGUAAACAUAGAAGAAAUUCUUGAAGAAGGUGAGAUUGAUGAUAUGAAUGAAUCCCAACAUGAGGGCCUUCAAGUUUCAGUAAUGAAAAGUAAUAAAGCUGUUCCAAAUGGCUCUGAAGGACCUGAAGUUAUUUUUGAAAGGAAGAAUAAGUUCAAAUCACCUCAGGUUAACCUAAACUCUUUAUUUCAGAAUGUUGGAGCUGAAAAGCCCACUUCAUCCCAGAAAGGAGGAGAACCGUGGAAUAAUAAGCAAGGUCGUAAACCCAUGAAGUGGCACAGGGACCAGGAGAGUAAACAAAACAUAGCUGAUGGAAGGCAACAAACUAUUUAG